CAGCCUCGCUCAGACAGACCUUAUGGUCGAUUGCAGAUUCAUCGAUCCUGCUACCCAUGCUUUAAUUUCACCAUGGAGAAGCCUGUGGGUUCUUUACAAGAGCAAGCUUUGAAAAGGAAAGAACGAUUAAAAGCUCUACGAGACCGACAGUUUCAAGGACAGGCACCUGAAGAUGGAGAGCCUGUGAGCAAAAGAGCUCUGGAGGACUCUGAGACAGAGGACAGACACAGAGAGCUGAAGCUGAGGAAUUACACACCGGAGGACGAGGAGCUGAAGGAGAGACAGGUGCCCAAAGCAAAACCUGCAUCAGUGGAGGACAAGGUCAAGGACCAACUGGAAGCUGCAAACCCAGAGCCUGUGAUUGAGGAAGUGGAUCUGGCCAAUCUUGCCCCCAGAAAACCAGACUGGGAUCUAAAGAGGGACGUUGCCAAGAAGCUUGAGAAGCUAGAGAGGCGAACACAGAAAGCCAUUGCUGAACUUAUACGGGAACGGCUCAAGGGCAGCGAGGCAGAGCUGGCGGGAGCGGUCGGAGCAGUUAGCAUGGAAGAGGGAGACUCCGACUGAAUGAUGGUCCCACACAACAGAUUUUCUAGAACUUUACGGCCUAUUCCCCAUUACAUAGCAGUGUGUGUUUAAAAUGCAUUUCUUAUGCUGAGCUCAGAAUGAGUUCACACAACCAUAUCAGGUGAUAAUAAGUAAAGAAUGAGUUGCAUGUGUUUACAUUGUGGAGUACACAAAGAACAUCAAAUCCUUCUUUUUUAUUAUUUUGUUGUUGUUUAUUAGUAAACAAUUCUUUCUUUUCUAAAUUGACUGUCUUUUUCCUUUCUGGGCUUUAUGAUAAAACAUUAUCCAAUGUCA
Molecule: messenger RNA, 858 nt
Organism: Rhinichthys klamathensis goyatoka
Lineage: Eukaryota; Metazoa; Chordata; Actinopteri; Cypriniformes; Leuciscidae
Gene: ccdc12
Product: coiled-coil domain containing 12
Exons: 8
Coding region: 73-564 (163 amino acids)
Cellular component (GO): U2-type spliceosomal complex; post-mRNA release spliceosomal complex
Source: RefSeq, a predicted model, not a curated record